GUCGUGAAAUGUCCUCUGAAGCAGUACUGCAUUAUAUCACUGCAGGAAGUGUUGAAUCUUUUACCGGAUGUUACAUCACCACAGUUUGUCGAAGCACACAAUGUACAAACAAAUGAUCAGCUGAUGUGUGUUUAUAUGGGAUCGUUGGUACGAACGGUUAUUGCCCUGCAUAAUCUCAUCGAUAAUAAACUUUCACUGCAAAAAAGUGAAAAGGAAAAGGAGAAAAGUGAGGGCAAAAAAGAGGAGAAAAAGGAGGAAAAAAGGGAAAGUAAAGAAACGAAAGAAAGCAAAGACGAUGGAGAAAGAAGUAAAGAGAAAAGCACGAAAAAAUGA
Messenger RNA from Gongylonema pulchrum, 333 nucleotides. NCBI's taxonomy places the organism in Eukaryota, Metazoa, Nematoda, Chromadorea, Rhabditida, Gongylonematidae. The record is from the annotation of a GenBank genome assembly.